Molecule: messenger RNA, 1965 nt
Organism: Penicillium malachiteum
Lineage: Eukaryota; Fungi; Ascomycota; Eurotiomycetes; Eurotiales; Aspergillaceae
Exons: 3
Coding region: 1-1965 (654 amino acids)
Source: RefSeq, a predicted model, not a curated record
AUGUCUAACAGCACUCAUACUUAUACGGGUGUCUGGGUUGACUGGUCUCAGGGUCAAACUCGUGGAGCGACAUUGACGUUGUCGCAACUGAAUGCUGGAAUCUUGAGUGCUUUCUUAGCUGUUCUCACGACUUCUGCAGGAGGUUUGUUCUGGAGUCUCGUCGCAUUUGCAAUCCAUCAACUAAAUACGACACCUGAUGGAGAAAAACAAGAUGUGCUCCAGGCUCAACGCCAACUUAUCUAUCGCAAUAAGGGUACAAUGUCCGCGGCCUUGGCGUUCCUGAAGCUUCCAUUUGCCCAUAGGCAUAGGAUUUCGAAGCCCUUCUGGCGGUCUCUCCCUUUUGCACUACUAGCAAUCCUCAUUCUUCUCCUAUUUGGCGCCUCCAGUCUUUUCACAAGCUACAUCUCAAAGCUCGCAAGCGCCUCCACCCUUAUUAUCAGCCCAGACUGCGGAGGAUUCAAGGUUGACACAAUUUCCGAGGAGUUGAAUCCUUUGAGCACGAAAAGUCUUCUAGAUACUUAUGAUGCGGCCACAUAUGUCCGCGAAUGCUACCAAGGGAACCCCAAAGGGGCGGGCUGUGGAUUAUUUAUCCGCCCACGCUUGCCAUUCACUACAAAUCCGAACGCAUCUUGUCCCUUCGGGGACAACCUAUGCGCGUACAAUGAUCAAUCUGCAUUCCAGAUGGAUACUGGUCAUUUGGACUCACAUCUCGAUUUUGGGAUCAACGCACGACCGCGCAACAGGAUCAAGUUCCGACGAGUCAGUACCUGCGCGCCAAUCCAUCAUCAUUCCAGCUUGACUACGGUAGUGAAUGACACCACGCAAGGAAUAUUAAUCUAUGUCAAUGCCGGUCCUCAACCUAUCUUGGGGCUGAAUUACACAUUUGUUCAUACCCCGGUUCCAAACCUGGCUAAUGUAGGGUACCUUUUGAGAGCGAUGUAUGCUGGCGCCGAUCCCACAGGCGUUCUGGACGCCGGGGGUGUUACUUGGCAGCCAGAUCCAGUGAUGAACCAAACUAAUGCUGAUAUCACUCUUAUGAUGUUGAGCCAAAACGAUAUUUCGUAUGUUGAGCGCAUUGACGAUCCUUGGAUCACAGCUCAGACCGAGAUCCAAACCAAUAGUACGAUUCCAGGAAGCAAUGAGUCUUUAACCUUAUGGCUGAAAAGCUAUGAUAUAAGCCUCUUGGGUUGCGUGGACCAGUACCAGGUGUGCAAUCCAAAUAUGCCAGGGGACUCCGGAUGCACCACUCUAGGUGGUCUCUUGGACGCGGCCAACCAGGCCUACAUCACCAAAAUCAAAUCCCUAGGCUUUAAUUCCGACCAGAUCGUGACUAUCUCACGAUUCUUCGAUUGGCCUAUUGACAUGAGUAUGUAUUCUAACGUAGAUGGUCGUGGAGGUUCCGCCCUCAAUGAUACCUUCCCCCAAAAUCAAUGGCAAAUCGAAGUAUCGACCUGGUUCGCAACAUCUCUUGCCAAACAGCAAACCGCAGUCCUCGAAUGGGCCACCACACCCAAGAACCUUCCCUCUAGUGGAUGGCAUCACACUCCACCUACCAUUAGCUUCCUACGUUCUCAAUGCCAUUCUCAACUUGUUCUCAGGGGUGCAAACUACGAGAACUUUUCAGUCCUGGGACUAUCAAUAACCGUCGCACUCUGUGGGGUAAUCGUGAUAUUAGGACUGAUAAUCGAUACAGUAGUCGGCUGGCUACGGCCGAGUAAUUCGAAGUACAUGCGAGACCAGUGGGAGGUGGAGGAGACCUUGUCUCUGCAUGAGGCAGCAUUCCAGAAAAUGAGACUUUGGAGCAUUGGUCCAGAUAGGAUGGUACCCAGUUCUGCUCUUUUGGAUUCGACAUUGAAUAUUCCACUCCAAACUCACGUGGGUAGUUGGAACCAAGCACCGCUGAGCCCAACUAGAGUUAGCAGGGAUGAUUCACAAAUUGGUUCAGUAGAUCCUGAGCUAAACUGA